Molecule: messenger RNA, 1237 nt
Organism: Phoenix dactylifera (date palm)
Lineage: Eukaryota; Viridiplantae; Streptophyta; Magnoliopsida; Arecales; Arecaceae
Gene: TET2
Product: tetraspanin2
Biological process (GO): auxin-activated signaling pathway
Cellular component (GO): membrane
Source: RefSeq, a predicted model, not a curated record
AGAAAGAUGACCCCCUCCAAGCGAGUCCCAGAUUCCCACAUAUAGCCCCCCCGCCCAAGGCUCCUCUGCGAGUGACCGAGUGCAUCGCGAAUUCGGUUCUUCACCAUAGAACUCCAAACCAGCCUUGCGACAGGUAGCGGAGAUGGGGGUGAGCAACAAGAUAACGGCGGUGCUCAACUUCGUGGGGCUGCUAUGCUCGGUGCCGAUCAUCGGGGCGGGGAUCUGGCUGGCGUCGAAGCAGGACAACGAGUGCGUCGAGCUGGCACGGUGGCCGGUGAUCAUCCUGGGGGUCCUCAUCCUCCUCGUCUCCCUCGCCGGGUUCGUGGGGGCCUACUGGAACCGCCAGGGUCUCCUCGCCGCCUACCUCUUCUGCAUGGCCGUCCUCAUCGUCCUCCUCCUCAUCUUCCUCGUCUUCGCCUUCGUCGUCACCCGCCCCGACGGCUCCUACCCCAUCCCCGGCCGCGCCUACAGCGAGUACCGCCUCUACGGCUUCUCCUCCUGGCUCCGCCACUACGUCACCGAUUCCGACCGCUGGGACCACAUCCGCUCCUGCCUCACCGCCUCCGACGUCUGCCAGAAGCUCGGCCGCGACCAACCCUACCUCACCGCCGAUCAGUACUUCCAGACCCAUCUCUCCCCUCUCCAGUCCGGGUGCUGUAAGCCGCCGACGGUGUGCGGGUACGGCUAUGUGAACCCGACGAUGUGGAUAAACCCGAGCAACCCCAUGGCGGACGCGGAUUGCUCGGCCUGGAGCAACGACCAGAGCCAGCUGUGCUACGGCUGCACCUCCUGCAAGGCCGGCUUGCUUGGCAACCUCCGGCAGGAGUGGAGGAAGGCCAACAUCGCCCUCAUUGUCGCCGCCGUGGCUCUCAUCUGGGUCUACAUCAUCGGCUGCAGCGCCUACAAGAACGCCCAGACCGAGGAGCUCUUCCGCCGCUACAAGGAGGGCUUCGUCUAGUCCGAUCAUCCGAUUCCAUGCGCCAUCACGAUCGCUCUUUUCGAUCUCUAGCACUAGAAUUUCCUCUUGCUCUGUUUGUGAACUAUAUAGCCUUGCCCUGCAUCUACUUAUGUGGUCUGUAAAGAUGUCCUGUGGUUCUCUGUUUCCUUCGUACUUUUUCAGUUGCAGUAGCAAAAGGAAUAAAAAUUAUUGACGCAGAGAAUAGAAAGCCAGCAUGAACAUGAAUGAAGGCCUUCUGGUUUUCAUUUAAGAACUUAAUAAGAAUCGAUUUGAGUGGAA